Molecule: messenger RNA, 1957 nt
Organism: Neodiprion virginianus
Lineage: Eukaryota; Metazoa; Arthropoda; Insecta; Hymenoptera; Diprionidae
Gene: Dnaaf6
Product: dynein axonemal assembly factor 6
Exons: 4
Coding region: 1243-1824 (193 amino acids)
Biological process (GO): axonemal dynein complex assembly
Cellular component (GO): cytoplasm
Molecular function (GO): protein-folding chaperone binding; dynein intermediate chain binding
Source: RefSeq, a predicted model, not a curated record
ACUGAAUGGCGAGUUAUCCCAUUAUUGAGAAAUUAAACCCAAUGCACAAGAUCCUGCAGGACGUGGGCCGCAAGUUAUUUAUCAGAGGGUGAGUCGGGUUACCAGAGCUGAAUUACCUAAAUAUAUAUGCGAACAGUAAACUUUUGAACUAGUUUUAAAUGAACCUACGAAAUAAAGUCUACGGUUCCGGAGGAAGUAUGACAAGUCUUAUACAGAGAUUCAGGAGUUCGCCCUUCACAUCUAUUAUUACAAUAUCGUGAAUUAUCGAACACCUGAUUUUCAUCAAGACUAGACCCGACACUUCAGGAAUUUCUUGCGGCCUGACUAUAAUUACAUAAUUAUUGAUUAUUUUUCUACUGAUAUUUGGUGCCUGAAAAAUAUCCAUCUCGUAUGUCGAUUUGAAGAAUUCUUUUCUGACUAAUUGGACUCUCAAGAAUACAAAAAAGACAUCAAAAAGAGCGUAAGACCAAGAGCAGAGGAAUUAUGGACGGAAUCUUACGUUUUUCCGCUAUAACGCUUGAUACGUUGCUCGCAGCGUAUUCCACGAAGUUCAUCUAUGUAUAAGCUCUGUGAGUAAGCUGUUCGAGAUAUAAGAAAAUAAUCUAAUGCAUUCUCAUUAUUCUAGAAUCGUCAUAUAUGUAAUGCAUUGAAACGAGCAUUGAAAUGAAUCAAGUAUUGAUAUGAUUUUUAUUUUCGUCAAUUGUUCAGAAAAAAGGCGCUGGACACACCGCAAUAUUUUCAGUAUGGACUAUGCGGUAAUGAACGUACGAAAAGGUAUCUCAAUUAGGCACGAGUGCACGAUUCUCGAUUAAUGAGAAUGAAUGAUAUUAUUUUCUUACCUCUAAAAAUUGUAUCGUUUUCGAUUUCCUUCUCGUUUUUUUAUUUUCACCAUUUGUUCAUACUUCCGAUUAACAAUCCGAUUUUUUUUCAAUUCCUAGGAUGAAAACGCUACUGACAAUUACUGACUCAACUACGUAGCUCAGAUUCGCGGCCUUUUGCCGUUCCAUCGGUACCAAUUUUCAUAAGUGUCUUUUUGGCGCCGAUGGUGUAGCGCUGCUGCAUCAAUUUGACCCGUGAAAAUCCAGCCAUUUACAUGGUGAAAAUUCAAUCUCAAUGGGCUAAAUAUCAAGUUACCAUAGCAACAUGCUUUUAUUGAUCAAAUUUCCUAGAUAGUAUGAGAGUUUUAUUCAGCUCGUCACAUAUAACGGCUCGCAAGUCAAGAUCUUAAUAAAGGCUUACACGAUGGACGGCUGCUUUUCUUUUAACGACAUCAAGUCCUUACAACAACUCAUUGCACCCCCCACAAACAAUGACUCCGAUUCAGAAGACGAUUUACCACAAGCUGGUGCUCGGAAAUUGGGGCCCGGAGAUAUUGGUAAAAGAGAAUCGGGGAACCUCGAACAUAGUGGGCCUCAUGCCGCGCUAAAGGGGGAAGGUGAUAAUAUCUGGCAUUCCUCAGAAGUUGCCGCAGCCCCAGCUGCCGCUGAAAUUUUCGAUCCUCGCGAAGUUCCAGAGUACGAAAUGAAGUUCAAGCAGGCUGUAUCCACGGAAGAUGUUUUUCUCGGGAUGAACGGCAAAACUCCGGGAACGGCUUCUUGUGAAUGGUUAACGGUCAUCGUGAAACUACCUGGCGAACCGCGAGAAAAGGUAGAAUUGAGCGUCGAAUCAGAGCUCAUUGACAUCCGGAGCCCAAGGUAUCGUCUACAUUUGCCAACUCCGCAUACGACUGAUCCGCACAAUUCUACCGCCAAAUGGCACACUGACUCGUCGACUCUAGAAAUAACUUUAAAACUGACCAGAGAAAUGGACCUAAUCAAUUUCUAGAGCCUACGAAUAUCUCAAGAAAUAAUCAUUUCUGUUUAUGAUAUGUGUAUAUAGUUAUGUGUAAUUAUAAUAACGCUACAAUAUUACGAAAUAAAUUAAUUUCGAUGCAAAUUAUUUACUCGAAUAAAAUACA